Conger conger (European conger) is the source of this 1839-nucleotide messenger RNA. RefSeq names its product mitochondrial ribosomal protein S31 (gene mrps31). The coding region runs from base 100 to 1197 and encodes 365 amino acids. Lineage: Eukaryota; Metazoa; Chordata; Actinopteri; Anguilliformes; Congridae. The transcript has 7 exons. The record is from RefSeq and is a predicted model, not a curated record. Gene Ontology annotation, cellular component: mitochondrial small ribosomal subunit. Gene Ontology annotation, molecular function: structural constituent of ribosome.
ACUAAUGUUGAUGCAGGGUUUCCCUAUCGGAAUGUUUCAACGUUGCUCCUGGAAACAGACGGUGUGCCCGACUGCCCGUGCGACUUUGAAAGGACAGCAAUGUACAGAAGGUUAUUUUUUGUGGUUUCGCAGGGCCGAAAUACAAUUUUAUUCUCCGAAGAAGGUGGCUUACUCUUUCCGGCAACUCUUUCCAUUUACAGAUCAGCAAUCCGAGGGGGGCAGAAGUCCCUGGGCACCAGUGCAGUUGCCUGCAGUGAAAUAAAAGAUGCCCCUGAGCUUCCCAAACAAGAGCAGAAGGUGGAGGAUGGAGAAAAACCGAAAGCAGGGAAGGAGAAUAUUUUAGACCUCCUUACAUCAAUGAAGGUGCAGGUGACCAUAAAGAAGGAAAAAAGAAAGGAGCCAGUGUCCCAGAAGGCCAUGGAUGAGUUACCGCCCCAAAGCCAGGAGAGCCUGAGCCCAGACCUUGUGGCAGCAGCUUCAGAUGCAGUUUCCUCCAUGCCUGAUCCUAAGAAGGCCACAUUGGAGCUCUUGAUGCAGUUGAGGAAGCACGAAGCCCUCCCUGAAACAGAGAGAAAAGGCGAUGGGAACAGCAUUGGAAGCAUCAUUGCACAUAUGAAGGUGGGCAAACAGAAUAACUUCAGACCGAAUAAGGAGCCGGCCAAACAGAUUAGCGUUGAUAAUGGACAGGGAGAUAUCGUUGAAACCACACCAAAGUUCAAGGUAGCUGAGAAGAGGACAGGCAUGUUUCGAGCGAAGAGACUCAACAUUUUCACUCCUGUCCACGAGAGUGAGACUGAGCAGGAUGCUGCAGUAACCGUGCCCACACUCUCCCUUUGGGACUUGAAAUUCGCCAAACAUCUUGCUUCCGUAAUCGAUACCCGGCCCCGCAAUGGCUUUGAGGAGAUGAUCCAGUGGACCGAGGAGGGCAAGUUAUGGGAAUAUCCAGUAGACAAUGAGGCCGGUAUGGAGGAGGAGGCCAGGGUGCCAUUCCAUGAGCACAUCUUCCUGGAGAAGCACCUGGAAGAGGGCUUCCCCUCUCAGGGCCCCGUGCGUCACUUCAUGGAGCUGGUGGUGGUGGGCCUGUCGAAGAACCCCAACAUGACUGUGAGGGAGAAGGUGGAGCACAUUGCCUGGUUCCGCCAGUACUUCCAGCAGAAGGAGGACAUCCUCCGGGAGGCCGAGGCCCAUCUCAACUGACCGGGCGAGGGCGCGGCUUCGGUCUGCUCUCGGUUUCCGUCAUUGAAAGCGGCAUUUAAAUCGGGGCAAAACUGCAUUCCCAAGGUCACCGCAGACCUGUACCCCAGCCCCCGUAAAGUCUCCUUUUCCAACAGAAAGACUGAUGCCUGAAAUGCAGUAGAAAAAUGGACAAAAUCUGUGAAGAUCAUCCAUACAUUUAAGUGUACAUAUUGGUACAAUGGCAUUUGACAGCCACAGCAUCACAUAUUGGAAGAGCUACAGUAGGGAGUGAAGCAUGCUUACACUCUUCUGUGAAUGUGCUAGAUCUUAAGCAUUUAUAUUGUAAAUGAGUUUCAGAACCUUAAUGUGACAUUUAUGAAUAUCCGCGAUAGCUUUGUCUUUAAUUGUGGUAACUUGGUAAUGAGAUUAGGGUUUGACUCAUUUCAAUGACUGCUGCCUUGACUGAACAGAUUUUGAGUUCAAUGCACAACAUCAGGUGUACUAUACGCAUUUAUGUUGCUAUGGACGAUUAUGGUAGGGAAGAAAAGUUACCAUUGUGUAAAAGUGGUAAGCAUUUCCUUUUUACUUCUGUAUUUGCUUGGAAACAGGCAGUGACAUUGCAAAAACUAUUGUUUGUGAUGGAUAAAAAUACUUGGCACAUUU